This is a messenger RNA of Amphibalanus amphitrite, 882 nucleotides long. Its product is annotated as heat shock protein beta-1-like. Bases 1 to 534 code for a protein of 177 amino acids. Gene Ontology annotation, molecular function: protein folding chaperone. The record is from RefSeq and is a predicted model, not a curated record. The transcript has 6 exons. Lineage: Eukaryota; Metazoa; Arthropoda; Thecostraca; Balanomorpha; Balanidae. Gene Ontology annotation, biological process: response to heat; protein refolding.
AUGCAUGAGAGCCAGUGGAGCCAGUCGCGGCGGACGUGUGACGUCACGCCGGGCAGGUAUGGCGGACGGCCGUACACUGGGUGCGCCUCGCCCGACCGACAGAAUCUUCUACGAGGGAGCUGGAGCGCUUCGGAUCCCGAAUGCACCACAUCCCAGCAGCAGUCGGGCUUCCCCGGAUCGAGUCUGGCGCCGCGCUCCGACCCGUCCACCUGGCUGGACAACCUGAACUCGCCCCUCAUACAGGACGAGGGCGAUCAGAAGCAGCUGAAACUGCGUUUCGAUGUUAGCCAGUACAAGCCCGAGGAGAUUGUCGUCAAAACCGUCGACAACAAGCUCCUGGUGCACGCCAAGCACGAGGAGAAGUCAGACAGUCGCAGCGUCUACCGCGAGUACAACCGCGAGUUCCUGCUGCCGCAGGGCUCCAACCCGGAGAUGAUCAAGUCGUCGCUCUCCAAGGACGGCAUCCUGACGGUGGAGGCGCCGCUGCCGGCGCUCGAGGGCGGCAGCGGCCACAUCCCCAUCACUCACCAGUAGCUGCCCCGCCGCCGCCGCCGCCGCCGCAGUGCUGCCGCCUACCGGCGCCGUGUCGAAUCUCGUGCGGCUGCUGCGCCCCGCCCACCUCAGGUGCCAUAUACCGGCCGCGCCGGGCGGCCGGGCGCCGCGCGCUGCAGCCCGCCGCAAGCGAGACAGACCCCUGCACCCCCGCCGCGCGUCUCCCGGCUUCAAACGGACUUAAAUCCGAAUUUCAUUGUAGCACAAUGUGAUAGUGAAAUGUGUACGUUUAAUAAUUUAUUAAAACACAAAAUGUCGUUUUAUCGUUCACGCGGAGUGGGCCCGGCUCCUUGUCGCUGAUGUAUGUGAAUACGAAUACGAACGUCGACA